Molecule: messenger RNA, 2813 nt
Organism: Pocillopora damicornis (cauliflower coral)
Lineage: Eukaryota; Metazoa; Cnidaria; Anthozoa; Scleractinia; Pocilloporidae
Product: structure-specific endonuclease subunit slx1
Biological process (GO): double-strand break repair via homologous recombination
Cellular component (GO): Slx1-Slx4 complex
Molecular function (GO): 5'-flap endonuclease activity; crossover junction DNA endonuclease activity
Source: RefSeq, a predicted model, not a curated record
ACAGAGGAAUUGUGAAUUAUGUAAUAGACUAAGAAUGCCUUAUUUCAUGUGGCUUUCAUGUGAACAAUUGGGAAUUUUGUCCUGCAAACUUCAUGUGCUUCAUUUUCUUCAUGAUGGCUAGUCUUUGGUGAAUUGCAUGCUGUGAAAACUGAUGUAAACAGUUGUAAAUGUCCACUGCAACCUUUCUAUAAAAGAAAUAAAUACAAUUGUUUUGUCAUGUAGUAUCAUUUUGAUGAGAAUUGCUUUUCAGUUAAGGAGCAAAUGAAAACUUCUUUUUCCACAUUGAAUGUUUAAUUUUAGUAAUGAAAAAUGAUGUUUUUCAAUCUAGUAAAACUUUAAAGAGAUUGAAAAAAGUCUGGUUUGAGUUUCUUGCAAUGCAUUUUUAUACAGGCUCUAUUUUAUUUAGGUUGUAACAGCAAGGCAGUUUUGUUUAUGACAAUUUGUUUAUUUGAGACAAAGGGAUUCCCAUUGUCAUGUGGCUUGAUGAGUGUUGUCAACAUGAGUGCAAGUGAUAAGUAUGGAAAAGGAAGUCACAGUCUUCCACGCUAAUCUCUUCUCAUAAAUUAAGAGACAGAUGCUGCCAACAGUUUUUGUCUAUGAAAGUAAUCCAUGCUCACAUUGAUGUAAGAAUGAUAAGCUUGGCAAUUGGUGUGAAUUCCUUAUCACUUCCUGUGAUGAGGAAGACUGUUGAUAAAAUAUUUGAUUAUUUUAGUUAUAUUUACAAGUUUUUGUGCUGAUUCUAUUGGAAAACUUUGGAAGAAAUUGGCAUCCAACGGUGUUUCUGUUGUGGUCUGGUGUUUCAAGGAGAAUUUAUGGUUGUCCCAUCUCCGUGUGAGAGAAGUGGAAAUUGGAAACACUUAUUAACUUCCAGUCCUUCCUGUGGUGAGAGGGGUGGGAAGGGCUGAUUGAAACUUCAUGGAUGAGAACCAAGUGGUAAUCACUUUAUUUCUGGCUGUGUUCAGCUUUAUUCAAUACCACACAUCCUUUGUGUUGAGUUGUGUUUUUCAAUUGAAAACUAUGAAAGGCUGACAAGUACUAGUAUAUUUUUAACUAUACUAAUUCUUAACCCAAAUGAAUAACAAUGCUAGAGUAUUGGUUAAGAGGUAGAGGGAAUAGGGCCUUAUUGCAAUCUCAAAGCACUACAUGGAGAGCUUAUUGUAGAGGGGUGCUAUGAAGGUGUAUAUGGUGUACUUGUAUUUGAAGGCUACGAGAAACGUCAGUUAAAUUUACUGAAAAAAAGAGAGAGGAAAAAAAAACCAAACAGAGAGAAUACCAUUUAAAAAGUGAAUCUCUCAUUUUCGAAAGAUCCGUGCAAAAAUUAAGUUGAGUGAUAAGGAAUGAACAACCACGUCUGAAAAAGAACGAGAAACGAGGAAGGGACUGGCAAUGAUGAUGGGGACUCGUCCCCAAUUCUUCCUCGGUCAGUGACUUCCAUGGUGCGAAAGUUUGAAAAUAAAUGGAGGAAUGUGUGAACAACACAGAGGCAGGCUUCUUUGGUGUUUAUCUUCUAUACUGUCUAAAUCCUCGCUAUAAGGGACGCACUUAUAUCGGAUUUACUGUUGAUCCUAAUCGCAGGAUCAAACAGCAUAAUGGAGGGGUGCAGAAAGGAGGUGCUUACAAAACAAGCGGCCGAGGCCCAUGGGAGAUGAUUCUGAUUAUACAUGGGUUUCCCAGCGAUAUUAUUGCCUUACAGUUUGAGUGGGCUUGGCAAAAUCCAGGAAAGUCCAGACGUCUUCGCCACAUCUCUAACAAAAAGACUAAAGAAAAAGAUGUUGAAUUCCGCUUUAGAGUCCUCUCUGAGAUGCUUAAUGUUGGUCCUUGGAAUCGACUUCCUCUCACGAUAAGAUGGUUGAAGCAAGAGUACAAAAUGGAGUUUGAGAAACAACCACCCACUCAUAUGCCUAUAGCAUAUGGACCUCUAAGUAAAAGAAAACCUGAGAAAAGCAAGAGGCGAGGUAGAGAGGAAUUAGAAGAUAUCAAUAUUUCCCACUAUACUUGUGUGGUUUGCUCUGAAGAGAUCAAGGAUGCAAAUGACUGUCUUUCAUGUAUUUCAGAGAGUUGUCAAAUGAAAGCUCAUCUCAUUUGUUUGGCCACAAGAUUCCUGAUGGAAAGUGAGGACAGCUCACAUCUAAUCCCAGUGGAGGGAGAUUGUCCAACUUGUUAUCACACAUUUUUAUGGCGAGAUUUACUCAAACAUCGCAAUGGCAUGGAACAAACUUCAGAUUCAAAUGCAAAUAGUCCUCACUGGGCAGAGGCACUUCAAAGUCAAGAUGAUAUUUGAUAAACAUUAACUGUUCAAAAUCACUAUAACAUCAGAUGUCCUGUCCUAAUUAGCACUUAGCAGCAAAUUCUGAUGUAAUAACAAUUGUUGUUUUGUGAUACAAAAACCUUGAAAUCACAAAGAAUUUAAUGUGGCCUACUAAUUGGCUGGUGCUGUGAUAUUUGUACACAGAAAGCUCAUAUCUAACUUUGUGCUUUGCACAAUGAAGAAAAAAUGAAGUGAAAAGAUUUCCUUUUCUGAGAAUAUUGUAAUUAAAGCUUCCAAUGGCCAAGCUCAAAAAUUAUGUUCUCAGAUGAAGUUACAUGAUGUGUUGACAUGUUCUUAGUGGCAAUUUUUCAAUUUAAUAUUAUUAUUUACUUUUUGGCAAAUCUGCCUCUUUCAUAAACAGACAGACUCAUGCAAGAAAUAAACAAUGCAACAAGCACAUUAACAAACCCAGAUAUUUAUUUAUCUCACACAAUCAUGGGUAUAUUCAUUACUUAAUGGCUGUGCUGACUAUAUGUGCCCGUUAAACAGUCUUUGAUGAAGAUAA